GCGCGAGACACUCCGCCAUUCGUUCUUGAGACUGUCGUUAUUAUCUGUCUGAACGAUGUCCGCUGGGCCUCUCCAAGUUAACAGGAUCGAAAGCGUGCAAUGCAAUGCAUAGCCCAAAAGAAGCAGUAAAGAGCAAAGAGGCAGACACCCCCUCGAUUGACUGCGGGAUCCUGAGAGCUAGUACGGGCUUGUUGCUCCUCCUGCAUGGUGGGUUCACUAUUGUUCUUUGCACAGUCCUGGAGCUCCCAAGUCCCUUAUUCUGUUUUUCCAUUUGAGAAGUUUGCGAUUGAGCAUGGGAUCGAGUCAAUCUAUUUCUGAUCGUGAUCAAUGCAUCACAAGCAUUAAACAGUACCGAUUCGAUGGACAUACUCUCGGUGAAUCGGCAUCCAUUGUUCUUUAAGUAGGUCAGACAGGCCAGGGGUACCCACUCUUGAGAUGAACUCCUUGUCUUUACUUGGAAGAAAUGGCGGAGGACAACAGCGAGGCAACUUUCAGGGCUUUGAAAUUGGUUCAUGUUCGAAUGCUACCAAGGAGCUCUCUGCUAGUGAUCUGCUUAGAAGUUCAUCAAGAGGUUUUUAUAAAUAUUGGUCUAAAGUUUCUAUAGGUACUAGGAAACGAUACCAGUUCUGCGUCUUUGCAAAAGUAAACAAGGGUAGGAAGCAUGAGUAUCCCUGGCCUGAUAACCUUGAUCCAAAUAUCCCCAGCGAACAACAGUUGACCUAUCUCUCUCACUUCAAGCCCCUGGCUGAGAAACCGAAGCCAGUGACACUUCCUUUCGAAAAGCCCCUUAUGGACCUAGAGCAAAAGAUAGUCGAGGUUCAAAGAAUGGCAGACGAAACUGGUUUAGACUUCAGUGACCAAAUUGGGGCACUAGAAAACAAGUAUCAACAGGCCCUGAAGGAUCUGUACAAGCACUUGACUCCCAUCCAACGCCUGGCUAUAGCUCGACAUCCCAACAGACCAACGGUCCUUGAUCACAUCUUGAACAUAACAGAUAAGUGGGUGGAACUCCAUGGCGAUCGUGCAGGAUAUAAUGAUCCAGCCAUUGUGACCGGGCUUGGGACCAUUGACGGUAAGAGCUAUAUGUUUAUAGGCCAUCAGAAAGGGAGGAAUACAAAGGAAAACAUAGCUCGCAACUUUGCGAUGCCAACUCCUCAUGGCUACCGCAAGGCCUUGCGCUUGAUGAAGUAUGCAGAUCACCAUGGAUUCCCAAUUAUUACUUUUGUUGAUACUCCUGGGGCCUUCGCUGAUUUAAAAUCAGAGGAACUUGGUCAGGGAGAAGCAAUAGCCCGUAACCUUAGGACAAUGUUUGGAUUUAAAGUGCCCAUCAUCACGGUUGUGACUGGCGAAGGUGGUUCUGGUGGAGCUCUUGCCAUCGCGUGCGCCAAUAAGCUGUUUAUGCUGGAGAACUCAGCAUUCUAUGUGGCAAGCCCUGAAGCUUGUGCUGCAAUACUGUGGAAAACUUCCCAAGCAGCUCCUACGGCAGCUGAAAAGCUGAGGAUCACAGCUCAGGAGCACUACAGGCUCAAGAUUGCCGAUGGCAUAAUUCCUGAACCUCUCGGCGGUGCACAUGCUGACCCUGUGUGGACGUCUCAGCAAAUAAAGUUUACAAUCAUUCAGGCCAUGCAGGAGCUCACAGCAAUGGAUACCGAAGAGUUACCGCACCGUAGGAACAAGUUCCGGCAAAUUGGAGGCUUCCAGGAAGGCAUUCCAGUGGAACCCGAGAGGAAAAGCAGCAUGAAACGAGCUGAUGUCAACACUCUGGCCACCGACUUAGAGUCAGAGAUAGAGAACCUCAAGAAGAAAAUCCUAGAAAAGACAGGGCCACCCGAUCUGCUCACUAGCCAAGCUAUCGAGAAGCUCAGGCAAGAGGUCGACAAGGAAAUGACCGAAGCAUUCAUAGCAAUGGGACUGCAAGGGAAACUCGAAUUAGUAAAGCUGGAAUUAUCCAAAUUGCCGGAUACGCCUAACCAGCCUCUCAACCGUGGUCUGCAAGAGAGAGUCGACAACUUGGUGCGAGAGUUCAAUAGUAAAUUAUCAAGACCAGGGGCCUAUCUUGGACUAAAGACCAAGCUCGAGAAGCUGAACAUGGUGAACAGGCUGGUGGAGCUGAAAGAGAAACGCGACCGGUUGAAAGCAGAAAUAAACGAGAAGAUCCCGGCUGAAGUGAAGGCCAAGAUGCAGCUUCUGAAAGAUGCUCAGGAGAAGCUACGUGAGGGCGACGAACUGGAUGAGCAUUUGGUGGAUGAAGCAAAGAGAGCUAAGGAAGAGCUGGAGGCGGCUCUUAAGUUGGCUAACCUGGAGAUUGUCGGCACGACGAACCGGAACUCGAUCCACGUUGCAGCCGAACUACAACACGGGAUGGAGAAGAUGAAGGAAGAGAUCGACCGGGACAUCGCAAGAGCAGUAAACGCAGCCGGAGUUGGCCCCGAAAUCGAGCAGCUGAAGGCGGAGGUGGCAAAGGGCUCGAGCCCGGAACAUGUUAGGAAGAUGGCGGCGGAGAUCAAGGAGAAGAUUCUUGCUGCGUUGGACACAGAAGCGCUGAAGGAGAAGGCGGAGAAUCUUCAGAGGUCGGCGAGGGAGAACGGAAGAUGUUAAAUUACUGAAGAAUUUUAGAUUAGCAAUGAAAUAGUAAUGAGUAAAUAUUUGGAUCUAUUUUGAGAUAAACGAUAUUAUUAUUGUUAAAUAAUGAGUGAUUAGAAUUUGUGAAAUAUUUGACAAAUCAUCCCGAAUUCAAAUUGA
Eucalyptus grandis is the source of this 2742-nucleotide messenger RNA. RefSeq names its product acetyl-coenzyme A carboxylase carboxyl transferase subunit alpha, chloroplastic. The record is from RefSeq and is a predicted model, not a curated record. Lineage: Eukaryota; Viridiplantae; Streptophyta; Magnoliopsida; Myrtales; Myrtaceae. Gene Ontology annotation, molecular function: carboxyl- or carbamoyltransferase activity; acetyl-CoA carboxylase activity. Gene Ontology annotation, biological process: fatty acid biosynthetic process. Gene Ontology annotation, cellular component: acetyl-CoA carboxylase complex.